Wasmannia auropunctata (little fire ant) is the source of this 2005-nucleotide messenger RNA. RefSeq lists its product as uncharacterized. The record is from RefSeq and is a predicted model, not a curated record. The transcript has 8 exons. Lineage: Eukaryota; Metazoa; Arthropoda; Insecta; Hymenoptera; Formicidae. Bases 163 to 1713 code for a protein of 516 amino acids.
UUUUGUUGAUUAGCGACAGCGCUAUCUAAUUGUUUUUUAGAAGAAAGACAAGGCGGACGUAGGAAUUAUUGAGAUUGAACGACGAUCCAGAUUUAAACUUUUGUUCUCUAACGUUUCUAUUAAAAGCCAACUGUGAGUCGAUUAUAUACCGCGGAAGUCAUCAUGUCACGUUCCGGUAUCUUCGUUCUGGUGCUGUGGUCGCUAAUGACGUGUUCCUUCGGAUUUACGAUGAAUCGUUCAGUAGCGCACGUGCCGUCUACAUGGGACACGGCACCGUCCCUGGACACUUACCAGAGAGUAUUUGUCGACCCUACGUUGAAGGGCAAGAUGCAAGUGACGGGCACGGACAGGAUUUUGCAAACUGAAGAUGCGAAAAUAUUGGAAAAUAUGUUGGAAAAUCAGACGCGCGAGAAGAAAUCAACAACCGAGAAUACCGGGGCCGAGCUCAUCAAGAUGAAACCCAUCGAAAUAGCAUCGGCAACGAGGAACGCUUCUGAUUCCUCUGAAGAAAACGCUAAUGCCAUUAUUACUCCUCGAAACGUCAUUUUGCUUUUGAUCGAUGAAAGGGGCCAGGAUGAGAAAAGAGAGGAAGAUUCGUGGAGAGAUUACACAGAAAGACUGCCCUUUGCAAUUGAUGGAUUUCUUGAAAGUUGCCAUGACAAGAUCAAAAACGCUAAUUUCUCCAUGGUGAAUGGAUCUGUUUCUGAAGAUAAAGAGAAAAGCUGCAAUUGCGAGCGUGUCCUUCGCUCGAAAAUCGAAGAUUUAUUAACCUGGGCGAGACAAACGAGAGGAAUGAUAAUAGGCGCAGUUUCCAGCAGCAAUUUCUCGAUCCCAUUUCAUCCUAGAUACGAAUUUAGUGGAUCCAAUGAAAGUAACGUAAAGGAGGAACUACAUAAAAGCAAACGCGAUUUCAAUGACGGUUGGAAAGUGAUCGAUUUUAGCAACCGGGCAAAAGAAAAUUCUGUUUCUCCUUUGAUUACGGCAGAUUCUAAAACAGGGGAAGAUAUGAAUUAUGACGUUCCGUGGGACAUUUUCGACGUGUUCUCUAAAAUAAGAAUGGCUUUCUUCCGUUCUCUGCUCGAAUCGUUGCACAGGAACGGCGGCGCGUUCAAGGAUGAACUUUCAUCGCGCAAAUCGUUCUCUCUCAAACCAACUGCAACCGAUUUGAUCGCGACUACUCUCAGGGAGCUGAAAUCUGAAUUUCCAAACGAUAAGGGUUACAUGUUAAUCGCCGUCGCGCCGAAAAGCGAGGCAGCCGCCGCCGUCGAACUUCUUCAGCGCGAAGCCUCUGAGAAGGACACUCUGCUGAUUGUUACGCAAAUCUGUGUCGGAGACCAAAGAUCCGUUCCAUUUGCUGCGCAAGGACCGAGCUUUCAAAUUAUUCGAGAAGCAAAAGUUAUCGAUGAUCUACCAAUUGCGAUAAAAAAGGCAAUAAUUGCAAGUGAUUGUCGUGAUACCGGAUGCAAUCGACAAAAGCGCGACGUUUUGAUUGUCUCACGGGUGCCGACCGACGGGAUCUCUUCGCAAGAAAUGCCAUCGCGUAAUCGAGUUAUCAGAAACAAAAACGCUGAAAAACUGAGCACCAUAAAUUCUGAAGAAACAACUACUAAGAUAGAGAUACAAGCCAGCAGUUCGGCCUCAAUGAAGACUUGUGGCCUCGCUACAGUGUUCGGUGUCAUGAUCACGAUCUUCGCCAAGGCCACAUUUUCUUAAAUGUAGAAGACAUAAUAUUUUUCGUAUUUUGUGUAACAUUUUUGUACUUCUAUAUUUCUUUUUUUCGCUUACUCCUCCUAUUUGCAUUUUACACAAUUUAUAGAUGCGAAAAAACGGGAGCUCACGAUGAUUUUGAUAAGAUUUUCUUUAAAGAGAACAUUGUAAGAGAGAAUAUUCGGCGAAUAACGUAAUGCUCGGAGAAAAAAGAUUAUAAUAUUACGUGAUUACAAAUAUUAUAGCAUCGAUCAAAUUUGUGAAUAAACUUCGACGAAUAAAUUGUGGAUACACGAUC